This is a messenger RNA of Melanaphis sacchari, 541 nucleotides long. RefSeq lists its product as uncharacterized. The coding region runs from base 68 to 541 and encodes 157 amino acids. The transcript is spliced from 2 exons. The record is from RefSeq and is a predicted model, not a curated record. NCBI's taxonomy places the organism in Eukaryota, Metazoa, Arthropoda, Insecta, Hemiptera, Aphididae.
AACAUUAAGUUUAUUGCAUGCCGGUGGUUUUUUGUUACAGCAGUACGUGUGUGAUCAGUACGUUCGGAUGGAAGCGAAUAAUUUACGCUACACUAGAGAGAAUCAAAGGACGCUGUUUGCCGAAGCGUAUCAGGGGCUUGUGGACCACAUAAACCAACAACUUCAUGUAGAUGAAAUCGAUCCUGUCGAUCGUAGGAUGAUUUUGCCAUCAACGUUUGUAGGCGGCCCCCGUUACAUGAAACAAUGUUACCAUGACGCGAUGGCCAUUGUGCGUAAGUACGGUAAACCUGACCUGUUCAUAACGUUCACAUGUAACCCUAAGUGGCCAGAGAUUGUUGACAACAUUCCAAAUUGGUUAAAAGCUAACGACAGGCCAGAUUUGGUGGCAAGGGUGUUCCAUGCAAAACUUAAGGAGCUAAUGCGUGAUAUAACAGUUACUAAGGUGUUUGGUAAUGUUGAUGCUUACGUUUAUACUAUUGAGUUUCAGAAACGAGGUCUUCCGCACGCCCACAUACUCAUUAUCUUGCAAGAAGACAUGUGA